UCCCUUCCCCCUCGUCUCCUCCAGAAACAACAAGAGAAAAGGGGUUUUAGUCUGACAUCGAUCUAAACCUCAUCAUCAUCGUCUUCUUCUUCUUCUUCUGCGUUAAGGCGAUUAAGACGCCGGCGAUUCGUUGUUCCCCUGCAAUUAUGUUCAAAAAGUUCUCCUCAGAAGAUGUAUCUGCGCAAAAUCAAGUCAAGGCAUCUGUACAACGUAAAAUACGUCAAAGUAUUGCAGAAGAGUAUCCAGGAUUAGAGCCAGUCUUGGAUGAUUUGCUUCCCAAGAAGUCUCCACUCAUUGUUGCCAAAUGUCAGAACCAUCUGAAUUUGGUUCUGGUGAACAAUGUGCCUCUCUUUUUCAACAUCCGUGAUGGUCCUUACAUGCCAACCCUACGACUUCUGCAUCAAUAUCCAAACAUAAUGAAGAAAUUACAAGUAGACAGGGGUGCAAUAAGAUUUGUUCUUGCUGGUGCAAACAUUAUGUGUCCUGGCCUUACCUCUCCUGGAGGUGCUUUGGAUGAUCAAGUUGGUGCAGAGACUCCUGUGGUCAUUAUGGCGGAAGGCAAGCAACAUGCUCUUGCGAUAGGCUUUACAAAAAUGUCGGCUAAAGACAUUCGGGCUAUAAACAAGGGCAUUGGAGUGGAUAACAUGCAUUAUCUUAACGAUGGUCUUUGGAAGAUGGAACGUUUAGAUUGAUGAUGAAGCUUCAGAGUAUACAUUCCAGACGAUGGUGUUAAUCCAAAUCUCACGACUUUGUGAAGGGUUUUAUUUGUACUUUCUUUCCCCUUUUGCUGUUCAAUUACGAGUCACGAGGUCACAUGUUUCUCCAUCAGGCUGGCUCUUUUCUUCAUUGCACGAGGUUUAUGGUCAGUCGGCUGUACAGAUGCAUCCCUCAUUAAUCAUUAUGUAUCUGGCGUUGAAUUCUGAUACAAGUUGACAUGUUGCAUUCGACUCUCGAAGCGGGAUGGUGGGUUCUAACUUGACCAGCUUCUAGGGCAGAUUCAUUUUUGGUUCUCUGACCUUGAAAUGGAUGAGGGACUCUGUAGAAUGAAGCUCUCAUGUUCUAUCCA
Rhodamnia argentea is the source of this 1066-nucleotide messenger RNA. RefSeq names its product malignant T-cell-amplified sequence 1 homolog. Gene Ontology annotation, biological process: formation of translation preinitiation complex. Gene Ontology annotation, molecular function: RNA binding. NCBI's taxonomy places the organism in Eukaryota, Viridiplantae, Streptophyta, Magnoliopsida, Myrtales, Myrtaceae. Bases 147 to 692 code for a protein of 181 amino acids. The transcript is spliced from 8 exons. The record is from RefSeq and is a predicted model, not a curated record.